Nymphaea colorata (pocket water lily) is the source of this 1679-nucleotide messenger RNA. RefSeq names its product B3 domain-containing protein Os11g0197600-like. Gene Ontology annotation, molecular function: DNA binding. The record is from RefSeq and is a predicted model, not a curated record. The transcript is spliced from 4 exons. Bases 263 to 1006 code for a protein of 247 amino acids. NCBI's taxonomy places the organism in Eukaryota, Viridiplantae, Streptophyta, Magnoliopsida, Nymphaeales, Nymphaeaceae.
UACGUAAAACCCGGGGCAGAGAAACUCCAAAAACCUCUCCCCUUUCGUGAUCGAUAAGACGGCGGCUGCGGCAGCCGAAUCGUUUCGGAAGUCUGAGUAGCAGAGACCUCCUUGCGUUUGCGUUAAGGGCGAGUUCCUUCUCCUGCGGUAGCAACUCUGUGAGUCGUUCGCUAGAGAGUAAGACUGUGAGAGAGACUAAGAAAGAGUUGGUGCAUUUCUUUUUACAGAUUGUUGGCUCCUUCUUUUUGAAGAAAGAAAAAACAUGGUGACGAAAAGGUGCCGGACCGGUGACGGUCAGCCGGAAUGUCGCAAGGCGGUGGGAAUGUACUUCUUCAAAGUUCUUAUAGGAGAUUUCCACACGAAGCUUUACAUGCCUCCCGCUUUUGCAACAUUAAUCGAGGAUGAUGCUUCUGAUGGUGCUGCUUUGAACACUUCAGUUGGUUGUUACCAGGAUAUAGAAGUUCUUAAAGACAGUUAUAGCAUGUUUUUUCACGAUGGUUGGCGUGCAUUUGUUGAGCAUCAUUCUUUACAAAUCGGGGAGUUUCUUGUUUUCCGGUAUGAUGGUGAUAUGCAGUUUGAUGUUAAAAUAUUUGAUAAAAGUGGAUGUGAGAAAAUUUGUUUCAAAUCAGUUCAAAUGGAUGAUAAGAAAUCCAUCCCGGGUAAUCCAAAGAAGAGUGUUUCUCAAUCGCAUGGAUAUAUGUGCGACCCUGAAGUAUCAAGAAGUGAAUGUGAUAAGGAAGUUACUGAGGACAGUUGUCGAAGGUCAAGGGAAAAAUGUAAUUCUUCCAAGAAUUCUGGAGUUAAGGUUGUCUCUCCUUCUGAUCAUCCUGCAUUCAUGUCCACUUAUCGAUAUGCUUCAAGACGGCGGGAAGUUACCAAAGAAGAAAGGCUGCAUGCUUUAGAAGAAGCUCACAACUUGAAACUAAAUCGACCUCAUUUUACAGUUACCAUGUUUGAAUCAAAUGUCUACAUGAGAUUUAUGGUGCAACUUGAAAGCUGGGGCUAGACAGACAUUCCCCAGAUUAUGCCGAGUGGUGCACCUCCUUCAACUUGAAAGUCCCAAGCAGACUUCUUGAUAAGGUGGAUGGAGCUCUUUCUUGUCUUCAACUUGUAUAUUUCCUUGUUGUCAUACUCUUUAAUGAAAUUGACUUACAGUUUUGUGUCUGUUUGCAUAUGCGCACCAGUCAUCCCGGUCACACUUUUGAUUCUUUUGCAUGUAGUUGGUGCCCACAGAUCUGUUUUUCAGGUUGUUCUACAGAAUAAAAUUAUGGUAUUGUGGAUGUUGAUGUCAUACUUUUGUCUAUAUUAAUUAUUUGGAACUGUAUCAUGCUACAUCAAUCAAUAUGGCCAUUAAAAUUCGGUUUUUACCUUAUUCCUGUUGAGCUAAUCAACUUGACCUUAGUGUGUUUCAUGCAUGAAUCUCUAGACCCUUUCGUAGUCCGUCAAGCCUUGAGAUGCCUCAGAAUUUACCUUGCCUCAUAAACCUCUUUUACAUUGUCUCAUUAUUAGUUUAUGCAUAUGCAAUUGCAGAUAUUCGUCAAGGAACUUCAUCUUUUUUGUUUUAGAUGUACAUCAGAAUUAACUUCUUGCUUCUUUUUCAUGGUUUACCCUAUAUACUAAGGGUUAUUUUGAUUUCAUUCCUAUAAAGUGAGUUUUAUGUGACGCGUGCCAACAAAUUU